This is a messenger RNA of Microplitis demolitor, 942 nucleotides long. RefSeq names its product cytoplasmic dynein 2 light intermediate chain 1. NCBI's taxonomy places the organism in Eukaryota, Metazoa, Arthropoda, Insecta, Hymenoptera, Braconidae. The annotation marks the transcript as partial. Gene Ontology annotation, biological process: intraciliary transport involved in cilium assembly; intraciliary retrograde transport. Gene Ontology annotation, molecular function: dynein heavy chain binding. Gene Ontology annotation, cellular component: axoneme; cytoplasmic dynein complex; ciliary basal body. The transcript is spliced from 7 exons. The record is from RefSeq and is a predicted model, not a curated record.
AUGUUUUCUUAUUUAUUAAUAAUAAUUGGUGACAAAGGAGUCGGAAAGACAACAAUGAUUUAUAAAUUUUUGGAGAAAGAUGAAGUUCCUAAACCAACAAUAACUUUAGAUUAUUCAUUCGGUCGAAAAGCCAAUAAAAAUCUCUCGAGAGACUUGAUACACAUUUGGGAAGUAGGUCAUCUAACGGCAUCAAUAAUAAACGCAGGACUAGUCGGUGCAUCAACACAAUUACAAAGUAAAAUAACAACAAAACCAAAAACAGAACCGACGUUUAUUAUUAUGCUGAAUUUAAUGGCAACAAAUACAAUAUGGUUGUCACUGGAAACAUGUUUGAAUGCAGCAUGGGCGGCUAUAAAAAUUUAUUAUGACGAUACAGCUAUUGAACAAAUGAAACAUCAACGUCUCAAAGAAUUGGAAGCCGCUGCAUCAGGAAAUGUCGAUGGUAAAUUUAUUAACCCAUUUCCAUUAAAAUUGUCAAUUAUUGGAGGGCAAUAUGAUAAAUUUAAAAAAUUAGAUUUUGUGACUAAACAAACUAUCGGAAGAAUUCUCAGGGGUAUUGCAUACAAUUUAGGAGCUGACUUGCAGUAUUAUUCAUCAAAAGAAGGAGCUCUGAUACGUAAAAUGAAAGAAUUAAUGUCGUACUAUGGAUUUAAUCACCAGCGAUCGAAAGAAUGUAUUUACGAUUAUAAUCACGCAUUAUUGAUACCUUCUGGUACGGUUGCUGAUGACGAUUCUGUAGCAAACUCAGCGAUUGUCGUUGACAAAAUAAAACGUAUUUUUUUAACGAAUCCGAAUAUUAAUAAUCAUAAUAACAAUCAAAUAUUAUUAUUAAAUAAUGACCAGGAAUCAUUAAAUGAUAAUUCGAUCGAUGAUCCUAAUUUUAAUGAAGCUGUCAUUGAUCACUUAAGAUCUCAGCGUAAUGAGGAAAUAGAAAUAAAUUUA